Phlebotomus papatasi is the source of this 4964-nucleotide messenger RNA. It is a transcript of the gene Syb, whose product is annotated as synaptobrevin-1. Gene Ontology annotation, biological process: vesicle-mediated transport; vesicle fusion. Gene Ontology annotation, molecular function: SNAP receptor activity; syntaxin binding. Gene Ontology annotation, cellular component: SNARE complex; plasma membrane. The transcript has 4 exons. Lineage: Eukaryota; Metazoa; Arthropoda; Insecta; Diptera; Psychodidae. The coding region runs from base 237 to 629 and encodes 130 amino acids. The record is from RefSeq and is a predicted model, not a curated record.
ACGUCGAUCGUCGAAUUGGAAUCGGCCAUUGUUUGUGAUUUGUCAGUGCAGUGAAAAAUCUUCAAGAUAGCUCUUUUUUUUAUCUUAUUUAGUGCAAUUUAUAGUAUAUUCACUAUCAAUUGAGUACAAUCACUGAAGGGCAUACCGCUUGGUGUUGUUAUUGAACGAGAAAGUGCGCGACAAAGCAAUUAAAUCGGACACAAAUUCAGGAACUGGAGAGAUUGUAAGACAAUAAAAUGGCCAGCCAAGAUGGAGCAGCUUCAGGAUCUUCCGGCACUAACAAUUUUCCCAUUUUGCCGCCGCCGCCUGGUAGCAACAGUGCGGCUCCCGGCGGAGGAGGUGGACAGGCGAAUGCGGGCAAUAAACGCCUGCAGCAGACUCAGGCACAGGUGGAUGAAGUGGUGGGAAUUAUGCGGGUAAAUGUGGAGAAGGUGCUGGAGCGUGAUCAGAAGCUGUCAGAAUUGGAUCAGAGGGCAGAUGCCCUUCAGCAUGGGGCAUCGCAGUUUGAGCAGCAGGCGGGAAAGCUCAAGAGGAAGCAUUGGUGGGCGAAUAUUAAGAUGAUGAUCAUCAUGGGGGUUAUUGGAGUUGUUCUUCUUAUAAUUAUUAUCGUUCUCCUCAUCCCUAAUUAAAUGUAUACUAUCGCAAUAUAUACAUUGCAAUGAAAAAAAAACACAAGUACUCUAUCAACUUACAUUUAAAAUAAACUACCGUGAUCUUUCCAUAAAUUUUCGUGUGCUGUGUUUGUAGAUAGAAAAAGAAUGGUGAAAAGAAGGCAGGAAAAAGGGCGAGAGACUGAGUGAAAAAUCGCCAUUUCGCGAAUGAAUGUUAAAUGGAAUUAUAUGUCUCUUCUAUGUAUAACAAAGUCUUAGCUGUAAAUUUUAUGCUGAAAAUAUCACAGAAAAAAAUCUCUCACCUUUUAGAUUAAAAUGUAAAAAAGAUUUGUUGCAUUAGGAUCUAUUCUUUUAUUUACUGUCCAUCGUUUCGUGUGAGGAAGAGUUGGAAAUUCAGAGUUAACUUUUAGAUGCAGACUAAGAUGAUGAUAAAUGUUUCUUGGAUUUUUUUCAACCCCAAUAAUUCUGCGAAAUUAACCAUUAACAGAAAAUAUGAAAUAAUUUAUGUGUUUCCAGGCAUACUUAAAAUUAUAUUGUAUUGAGGUAUUAAAUUUAUAAUAAAUUGCAUUUAAUUGAGAGGGUUUCCUGAAAAUAUAAAAAAACGCGUCUCAGUUGGAUCAUAACGUAAUACAAUUAAACUCCAAAUAUUGCUCAAUUAGAGAAAUUGAUGCUUGCUUUAUGGGAAAAAAUUAUAGUAUGAAUUUUAUGGGUUAUUAUGGACAGCAUUUUCAAUCACCUUAAUAACGUUUCCCAGAAUAAAACUCAACAAUACUGAGUAAUUUGGAGACCAAAUUACUCAGUGCUUAGGAUGAAUCACAGAGGUAAAUUUAACCCCUGUCUGGGUUUAAAAUUAGUGUUAAUUUAAUCCACAUGCAAGUAGAAACUCAAGGGCCAAAUUAUGAAUGAAAAAUUACUUGAAAACAAAUAUUUUUGGAAAUAGUUUUACUAAAUUCCAAAAUCAAUAAUUUUGUUAUUUCAUUUGGAAUUAAAAUGGAAUCGUCCUUUAAAAGAAUUUUUUAGAUUUUCGGCAGAAAUUCUAACGAAAAUCUGCAGAUUCUCGGCAGAAUUUCUGCAUUGGAAAUAUGCAUAGUCUCCAUUGUCUCAACAAAAAUAUUGUUGAUUUAUCCAGAAACUGUAGAAGUUACAAAGAAAAUGGUAUGUUCUGCUUAACAAGCAUUACCGAUUAAACAUUUUAGAUAACUAAAAAGUUGCGAGAAAAAAUACUAAUUUCUUAAAAAUCGCCCAUGGUAUGAUACAAAAACACGAAAUUUAGGUCGACACUCUGCUUGAAGUUUUCACUUCACUAUUCUCUCCUUGUAACACGGCGUCGCAGAAUUCUUUAUUUUAUAUAAACACUGUGAAAUCACCAAGAAUAAUUCUAUUGAAUUCCGCAAACUUCAGUGAAAAAUAUUCCAUCUUUUCAGACACAGCUGUCUGGAAAGUCUGGAAUGUAGAAAAAAAUCUACCGAAAAUCGACAAAAUAUCUACAGAAAUUCGUCAGAAUGUCCACUAGGAUUCGUCAGAAAAUCUGCAAAAAUUUCUGACGAAUUUUGUCCCAAGCCCAAAUAAAAUUCGUAGGAAUAUCUACAGAUUUCUCGGCAGAUUUUCGGCAGAGAUGUAGAUAUAUUCUGUAAAAAACUUAAAGAGAUCUGACGAAAUUUUUUGACGGGAUUUGAGGAACUUGUCUAUAUAAGUUUUGUUUGCGUAUUUUUUUUUUUAGUUUGUUCAGCCCAUUAUUGUCCCUAUACCCAACGGCCGCGACGAUUCCGCUGGAUUUCCAACUGUCUUUUCUACCAUGUCCGCGGAUUUUACCGCUAAAAAUCCGCGUGGAGUUCUCUGGUUUUAACUGCUAAAAACCCGCGUAGGCUUCCGAGAUAGAAUUUCACGCUAAAUUUCCUCUUAGUUUUCCAUAUGGACGUUUGCGGAACUGUGUAUAGAACUGUUUAAUAAAAAAAUGUCCGCGAGUUUCCAUGGACUUUCCUCUGAUGAAUAUUUCCACGUCUUUUCCUAUGGAUUAUUAGCGGUAUAAUCGGCAGUCAGCCCUUUAAAAAUUCGGAAAAAUCCUCUUUAUUUCCACGAAAUUCUCCGCGGAGUCUUCCAUGCAACGGCUUCGGAAGCUUCCAUGUUUUAAUAUUACGGAAUUCCACGACUUUUCCUGUGGAUUUUUUUUUAAUAUUUUAUCUUCAAAAUAAUUCCUAAAAUUGAUUAAAAAUGGCGUGGAAUUUUCAUAGAGAAUUUCCACAAAAAUAAAAAAACAUCCACAAAUAAAUGGACUUGGAGAGUAUUCAUCUAUCAGACAAACACUCACUUUGUUCUACUUUUCAGUGGAAAAUAUUGCUAUCAUAUCGUAUAUUUGAGUAUGUUUAGCUUGCAAGUACUCGGGAUUACUUCCAUGGAGUCUUGGCCGGAGAUAUAUCAGAAAAUACACUCGGAAUAUUCAAUGGAAAUUUUGUUUCAAUUUCCAAGGAAUGCUCUCAAUUGCAAGAAAAUACUUCGGAAUUUUUUUCAAGGAAAUCCACGCGAAAAAAGUUGAUAACUCCGCAGAAUGCCAAGCAGAAUAUUAGUGUUUAUUUUCCCGGAAGUUCACGCGGAAAAAUAGGAGAUAAAUUCCACGGAUUUUUCUGUUACUGUGAAACUUUGCGGCUGAUUGGCUACAGGGGUAGUUAUACUCGUUGUUACGUAUUUCCUUUCCACUUUGUACGGUAAAAUCCAGAAAACAAGAAAUCAGAGUACUCAUUCACACAUUGAGUUUGAGGGACACUGAGGAAAAAAAGAGGGUGCGAUUAACAUUUUUCCCUCAGAAAUUUAACACUUUCUAGGUGUAAAAAUAUAUCAUCAUUUUUUAAUGUUAAUUUUACACCUUAUUAAGGGUAAAAUUAACAUGAAAAAGAGUACCUUUAACCCCUAAUACACCUAAAAGGGUAAUAUUUACACCGAUUUUGAAUCAAAACUCCAGGGUAAAAUUAACAUUUCGGGAAUUUGUUAAUUUUACACCUUAUUAAGGGUAAAAUUAACAUGAAAGAGGGUACCUUUAACCCCUAAUACACAUAAAAGGGUAAUAUUUACACCGAUUUUGAAUCAAUACUGCAGGGUAAAAUUAGCAUUUCGGGAAUAUUAUUUUAACUUUUUCGGAUUUUUCUCACUCAGUGGACGUACUUUUCUUCACAUAACCUCUAAAAAAUACAUUUUGAAUUCAACCGUCGCGUCGUUCGAAUUUGAUGAGUUAAAAUUUCAAGAUUUUGAUAGAACCCAUUUAGGAAAGCUUCAAAUCUGAAGGCGACUUUGUAGAGCGUACGACCUAUUCGACAUAUGGCAGCCCAGUCGACGGCCAUAACUCAGCAAUCCUAAUUCUUUAUUCCUUUGACACGCCCAAACCCUACCAUACCCAGGCGGAUGCUAAAGGUUGUUAUAUGGUGCUCUUGUUGCUCAUGGCAAUUAAAACUAGUAAUUCGGUGAGUGAGCAUCAGUCACCGUGGACAGCUUACGUUCCUCAUUUUCCUUUUGGAAGUUAUUUUAUUACUUAAUUUAAAAUAAUCUGUCUGACAUCAAUGUAAUUUCCAACUCUUCCUCCCUUUUCCAUACAGAUUAAAAUGCAUACCUUUUGUUUAAAAUGUUUUUUUUUUUGUUAGCGAGAAAAUGUAGAUGGUAGUUUUGUAUCCUCUCAUUUGGUAAUUAAAUAUCCUUCCAGUGACUAUGUAUACAAUAUUGUGAUUGUUAUUCAAUUGAGAGAUACAGAGAAGAGAGUGUAUAGAGUUUGUGAACAACAAGGCUAACAAUGUAAAGUUAAUGAAUUUUUAACCCUCAACAGUAUCACUUUUGCCAUCAUCCUCAAACACCAACGCAAACGCACCCAUUGAUUCAGCACCAAACAACGCGGGAAAUUAAUGAACAAAACAAAAUAAAAAAAAGAAAUAAAGCAGAGAAGGGAUAUGAGAGGUUGACGAUUUAACGUGAAUGGAAAAUAAAGCACACGAGGAUUUAACUAUGGCGGAAAAAGUCAGUAAAUAACAAUGUGUCAAGCAGAAUUUGAAACUAAUUUACGAGAGAAAGAAAUUCAGAACAAAGUAAUAAAGCUAUAUUUUGCCUUUUCUUAACAUUGACAUAUGAAAAAUAUGUUAGAUGGUUUUACUGUAAUGUUUUUUUUUUCUUGGAAAAGAUUGUUUUUUUUUUGGGAGUGGGAGGCUCUGAAAAUGUAUUAUAAAAUAAUAUUCCUAAUUACAGUUUCUCGUUUAGGAUUAAUGUAUAGAGUUUUCUCUCACGGAAGUGUAAAGUGAACAGUUGAGCAUGAAGAGAGAAAAGAAUAAAUUAUAUAACAUAAUAUUGAUAAAUAUAUGGAGAAAAAACUUAAGCAAA